Molecule: messenger RNA, 621 nt
Organism: Chrysochloris asiatica (Cape golden mole)
Lineage: Eukaryota; Metazoa; Chordata; Mammalia; Afrosoricida; Chrysochloridae
Gene: MRAP2
Product: melanocortin 2 receptor accessory protein 2
Exons: 3
Coding region: 1-621 (206 amino acids)
Biological process (GO): protein localization to plasma membrane; regulation of adenylate cyclase-activating G protein-coupled receptor signaling pathway
Cellular component (GO): plasma membrane; endoplasmic reticulum
Molecular function (GO): corticotropin hormone receptor binding; type 1 melanocortin receptor binding; type 3 melanocortin receptor binding
Source: RefSeq, a predicted model, not a curated record
AUGUCUGUCCAGAAGUUAAUUUCUAACAGAACCACCCAACAAUCUGCAUCUAAUUCUGACUACACCUGGGAAUAUGAGUAUUAUGAGAUUGGACCAGUUUCCUUUGAAGGACUAAAAGCAAAUAAAUAUUCCAUUGUAAUUGGAUUUUGGGUUGGUCUUGCAGUCUUCGUGAUUUUCAUGUUUUUUGUGCUGACCUUGCUGACCAAGACAGGAGCCCCACACCAAGACAACUCAGAAUCUUCUGAAAAGAGAUUUAGAAUGAACAGCUUUGUAUCAGACUUUGGAAGGCCCCUGGAACCAGAAAAGUUGUUUUCUCGCCAGGGCAACGAGGAAUCCAGGUCUCUCUUUCAUUGCUACAUCAAUGAGGUGGACCACUUAGACAGGCCCAAAAUUUGUCACCAGACUACAGCCCUCGACAGCGAUGUUCAAUUCCAAGAAGCACUCCGAAGCAGCAGCAGGCCAGAGGAGGAACUCAAUAGGCUCAUGAAGUUUGACAUUCCCAACUUCGUGAAUACGGACCAGAAUUCCUCCUUUGGGGAGGAUGAUCUUCUGAUUUCGGACCCACCCAUUGUUUUAGAAAAUAAGCCAGUUUGUCAGACUUCACACAAAGAACUGAACUGA